GGCACGGCAUGAGUAACGCGUGACAGUGGAGUCUCUCUCGCGGGCGAGACUCGCGGCGGCAUCACACGCAUCAGGAUCCUGCACGAUGCGAGGAGCGGAGUCCACCAACGGAUAUGGCGGCGCGUCACCUGAACACGCGUCAGCCAGCGACAGCGAAGGCGAAGAGGCAAGCGCCGGCUCCGGCGGCGAAGGGACCGUCGAACUACUAGCCGAAGACCUGGAGCUACCAGCUCGAGCCCUCGCCUCGCUCAACGCUCUACGCAAAUCGAGACAGCAUUUCGAUGUUCUACUUGUAGCUGGGGGUGAAGAAACGCCCGCACACAAGGCAGUUCUAGCUGCUGCGUCACCGUAUUUGCUAGAAACUUUAGCUGAGCCUUUACAUAGAGUAGCUGGGGUAGACGCAACAUCAUUACGCGCUUUAGUCGAAUGGGCGUACACAGGAAGACUAGUCGCUUCAGCCGGCGCUCCAGCGAGGAAGCUAUACGAAGCUGCUUGGCGACUGAGGGUCGAAGGAGCGAGACUGGCGCUAGCUGAAAGACUUGUGCGCCGAGCAACGCCGCAGGAUGCGCUAGAGUUGCGCGCGUUACCUGAUCUACCGCCGCAACAUAGACAUCAUCUUGACACGUUUAUUGCUGCACAUUUCGAUGAAAUCUGCGCGUCAGGUGCGCUAGCGGCCCUCCCUUCAGUAACGGCCGAGCUUCUCCGAGAGUCUUCCGCGGAAGACGGAGGCGAAGCCCCGCGCGCGGUGGCUGACGCCGCCCUAGUGUGGUUGAGAGAAAAACCGUUAGAUGAGGAGUUGUAUUCAAGGACACAUCUGCUGUUCGUGGACGGAGGGGGGGAGUUGAGGGACUGUGGAGAGCUGCCGGCUGCUAGGACUGAUGCGCCUGAGCUGCAGGAAUAUCGGCGUGAGGCCGUGGAGCGUCGACGCCGUGAGCCCGCUAUCGGCGCCACGACACCCAAACCGCUCGCAGGCGGAGAACUAGGUGCUCGCGAGCGCGCUAAGGGCGCUGGCGGGGACUGCGCAGUGUUAGCAGCUAGGUCUCUCGGACCGAGAGCCACUCAAGCCUUGCUGGCUGUACAUGGGAGACUGGUAGCGGCGAGGGUGGCUUGGAGACCGGCUGGCGGGCCGGUCGCACGCGGCGGGAAGCUUGGACACACACAGGACGCCCCACCGGAGCCGGAUGGCGAGAGGCGAGCGGAGCUAGCUGGCGGACGCUGCGCACACGGCGCGGCGGCGCUGGGCCAGCGACUGAUCGUUUGUGGCGGUUACGACCGCGCCCGCGUUCUACGCAACUGUGAAGCGUACUGUCCGGCCACCAACGCGUGGGCACCUUUAGCGGACAUGCGCGGCGCGCGCGCACGUUUCCCCGCAGCGGCGUUAGGGGGGAAAGUGUACGCACUGGGCGGCUCCGACGGACAUAAUGAGUUGGACUCAGUGGACGCGUUUGAAGAGGGUGGAGAGACUGGUCUGGGCAAGUGGGCGCCGCGCGCGAAGUUACCCGGCGCGAGGUCUUACGCGGCCGCCGUGGCUGAUCACGAACGCGGCAUUCUGUACGUCGUCGGCGGCUGGGCUGGCGGACGCAGUCUUAAGGCUGUGCACAGAUACGACCCAGCAACAGAUUCGUGGUCGGACGCCCGACCGCUCACCACGGGGCGGUCACAGUGCUGUGCCGUCUCAUGGCGCGGCUCGCUCUGGGCGCUCGGUGGGUGCGACGCGUGGCGUUGCCUGGCGUCUACUGAACUACUGUCUCUGGAGGACCCUGAGGCUGGAUGGACUCCCGGCCCGAUGCUGCCUUCAGCGCGACGUUCGAUGGGCGGCUGCGCCUGGCGCGGCCGGUUGGUUGUAGCCGGAGGUUCUGAUGGAGCGGCGUCCUUGCGACGCGUGGAUUGGCUGCUACCAGGAGCUGAACCUGCAGGAGGCACCUGGCAAGCGGGCCCGCCGCUGCGGCGCGCGCGCGCCGGGCUGGGGCUGGCGGAGCUGGGCGGCGCGCUGUACGCGGCCGGCGGCUUCUCCGGCCGCGAGUUCCUGGCCUGCGUCGAGUGGCUGCCCGCGCCCGACGCCGAGUGGACCAUGCUGGCUGACCCGCCCGUGGUGGCACGAACAUUGAGCGAGCCGAACCCGCCUAGCGAGUCGCCGCCGCCCGUGUGCCGUAUGCUCAGCGAGCAGCACCCGCCAGCCGGGGCCGACCGGCCAGAGGAAAAUGGACAGAACGAAGCGAGCGCGCAUAUCUAGCCAUCGUGCCGUCCUUCUCACUCCUAACGGGUGACGGAGACGC
Molecule: messenger RNA, 2276 nt
Organism: Leguminivora glycinivorella
Lineage: Eukaryota; Metazoa; Arthropoda; Insecta; Lepidoptera; Tortricidae
Product: influenza virus NS1A-binding protein homolog
Exons: 14
Coding region: 86-2233 (715 amino acids)
Molecular function (GO): protein binding
Source: RefSeq, a predicted model, not a curated record